UCCCUGCCCCACAUUGUAGCAAUGCCCCACAGUGUGGCCUUCCUUUUGGUGGCAGCCACAUGGGCUGUGGUCUCCCGCGCUGAUGGGUGCAAUAAGGCACUCUGUGCCAGCGAUGUCAGCAAGUGUUUGCUGCAGGAAGUGUGCCAGUGCGAGGCCAACCGAGCUGGGUGCCCAUGCUGUCGGGAAUGCGCUUUCUGCUUGGGAAAUCUCUGGGAGUCGUGCUGUGAAUGUGUGGGGCUGUGUGACGAACGUCCCUCCUUGGCCCCCCGCCCCGCCCUGCGGAGCUCCAUGCACAACCUGAUGUCCCCGGUGCCCUCGCUCUUCCGGGCACUCAUGGCCAUCUCCGACAACGACCCUCCCAUGGGCUGGAGCAUCCUGACCCUACCAGUGGAAGAGGAGCUGCGGCAGAACCAUGCGGAGACCGGCCACCUCCUCCUGGGGCCUCACACAGGCUUGGCCCUCUCGGAUGCCAAGGGCCUCAAUGCCACCACGCCACCGUGCCAGUCCAUUUUCUUCAACGAGUGCCUGUCCAUGAGCCGGUGCCGGACGGCUUGCCAGUCGGUGGGCGCCUGGCGCUACCGCUGGUUCCACAAUGCCUGCUGCCAGUGUCUAGGGCCAGACUGCCUGGGCUAUGGGGGAGCCCACGCACAAUGUUCCAGUUGCCGGGACUGAGAUCUCUGGGUUUCUUGCCCCCUCAAAAAACACCCACUCGCCUUGCCCUAGCCCCAGUCACGCCCAGCCUUCCUUUCUUCCUGAUCCUGCCUCCUUCCUACCCUUUCUUCAUUGAGCAAAUAUGAAUGAAGCAUUUGCUUUUCGUUGCUGUUCAUUAACCUUUUUGGUUCUGUGGACCCCUCUGGACUCAUCCCUUCCCCCUGCACUGGUCUACGAUGGUCCUCCCAAGCAACCGCGGCUUCUGCCCCACCUUCUCCCUCUGCUUGUUAUGGGUAUCUUCCCAGCUACAGUCCCCUCUCUCUGCUCUUUCUUACAACCCAGCUGACUUUGCCUUAUUCCCUAAUGCUCGCUGUUUAAGGCACCCCUCCCAAAAGAGAAAACACCUUCUGCUUAUAAGCACUGCACCUGGCAAAAAGGUGUCCUAGGCACCUGCCUAUAGCCACCUUGUGGGGGAAAACCAACGCCCCUUUUCCAACCCCUCUGCAGCCCCAAGUUUCCUGAAGUCAAUUGCUUCAGGGACCUAGAUAUAAAGACUUUUGUCAGUUUCCCAUCUUUGUAAUGCUAACAAAAUAAAUCUUUUUACCUGUA
Molecule: messenger RNA, 1260 nt
Organism: Lacerta agilis (Sand lizard)
Lineage: Eukaryota; Metazoa; Chordata; Lepidosauria; Squamata; Lacertidae
Product: twisted gastrulation protein homolog 1-like
Exons: 4
Coding region: 22-672 (216 amino acids)
Biological process (GO): regulation of BMP signaling pathway
Source: RefSeq, a predicted model, not a curated record